GCGCUGGUUCACAGGUGGAGCGCGCUAGGUGUAAAGACGGAUCUGGAACAGGCUGUGCUGCGUCCUUCUGUUCCUCUUGUGGUUCCUCCCGACAAGUCUUGAAGCGUGAACAUGUGCUCCUCUAGCAGCCCUCGGCUGUAGCCAGGCAGUAUGGCUCCUGCGUUUGUUUCCAGACAGGACAUCAGCAGCUCAGUAACACGAGGCUGGAGGCUAACGCCGACAUAGACCCUCUGACUUCAAACUGAACCCAAACCCACUGAACUGCAGUCCCGGUUAAACAUCUGGAUAUAUGAGACUCCAGCUGCCCAGGACCAUAGUUUGGACCAUGUUUUGAUUUGGUCUGAUUUGAGCUGGACUGUGCAGCUCUUCAGCACUUGGACAUCCCUGGACCCUAAACCAUGUCUUUUCUACUGGCCCAAAGCAUCGAGUGUGGACUUCUGCUCCAUCUUUGUUUCCUUCUGGUCAGCUCCCAGUACUGUGUCCCACGGAAGACCGUCUCCUACCCGAGUGACCUGAAGCUGUUCAGAGAAGAUGGGAUCCUCCAUUACUCAACUAUGCUGAUCAGAGAUGACCUGGGCGUGCUGCUGCUGGGAGCAAGAGAGGCUAUCUACGCUCUGGAUAUUAACAACAUCUCUAACAAAAAGGCUGAGGUGUAUUGGCGAGUGACGGAGGAGAAGCAGAGAGAGUGCACAUACAAGGGGAAGCUUGCAGAGGUGGAAUGUCGCAACUACAUCCGAACGCUGCACAGUAUCAACGACACUACGAUUUACGUGUGUGGCACAAACGCUUUCUCUCCAACCUGUGAUUAUAUGACGUUUGUUAACGGGCAGCUGACGCUGAAGGGAAGGCAGGAGGAGGGAAAAGGGAAGUGUCCUUUUGAUCCCUUUCAGAGAUACUCCUCCCUCAUGGUUGCAGGAAAUGACCUGUACUCUGCUACAUCUAUCAACUUCUUGGGCUCAGAGCCUGUGAUUCUGCGCAGCUCAAACUUGGCUCUGCGCACGGAGUUCAAAAACUCCUGGCUCAGUGAGCCAUACUUCGUCUACAUGGACUUUGUGGGUGAGAGUGUGGACAGUGCCGACGGGGACGAUGACAAGAUUUACUUCUUCUUCAGCGAGAACGCCAUGGAGUACGACUUCUACAGCAAAGUAGUGGUGUCACGGGUGGCUCGUGUCUGCAAGGGAGAUAUGGGCGGCCAACGUACGCUGCAGAGGAAAUGGACGUCGUUCCUGAAAGCUCGUCUGGAUUGUUCCUUCCCUGAACCCAGCCUGCCCCCCAUUGUUCAAGAUGUCUUCUUGCUGAAACACAAAGACUGGAGGAAGAGUAUCUUCUACACCAUCUUCACACCUCAGUCGGGUAUGUCCCAGAUGUCUGCAGUCUGUGCCUACACCGUGUCUUCUAUUCGAGAUGUUUUUAAUGAGGGCAAGUUUAAGACCCCUGCUGCUGUGGAGACAUCCCAUGUCAAGUGGGUGAUGUACACCGGGGAGGUGCCAGUGCCCAGGCCCGGAGCGUGCAUCAACAAUGUGGCGCGUGAACUGGGGAUGAAUCGCUCUCUGGAACUUCCAGACAAGACCCUGCAGUUCAUCAGAGACCGUCCCCUGAUGGACGAGGCUGUCCGUCCACUGACGGGGGCGCCACUGCUGCUCAAGAAGGGAGCUUUGUUCACUCGGAUCGUCGUGGACCGCAUGUCAGCUCUUGACGGAGAGAAAUAUAACGUUAUGUUCAUUGGAACAGAAAAUGGGUUUGUUCAAAAGGCUGUUAACUUUGAUGGAGAGAUGUUCAUCAUUGAGGAGAUUCAAGUGCACGAGAACCAAAACCCCAUACUGACCCUGCGCCUCUCAUCCAGCAAGGGCCAACUGUAUGCUGGUUCUGAAUUUGGUGUCGUUCAGAUACCAGUCAGUAACUGCAGCCGCUACGAGUCCUGUGUGGACUGCAUCCUGUCCAGGGAUCCUUACUGUGCCUGGGACGUUUCCUCUGCACGCUGCUCCUCUGCCCACAGUCUGUCUCCUGAAGUUGCGAUGCAAAGCCUGAAGGAGGGAAAUGUGUCGCUGUGUCCUCCACCAGAUCCAGGAGCAGUUGUCAACUUUGCCCUUGUUCCAGGGAACAACAUCCAACUGCCAUGCCAGCUUCACUCCAACCUGGCACAGGUCCACUGGAGGUCCUCGGACAGGCCGGUUCAUUCUAACAAUAAAUACUACAUCUACAGCGGAGGCCUCCUCAUUCUGAACGUAACCAAAGCAGAUGCUGGCGUGUACGCCUGCGACUCUGUAGAGCAGAUAAACAGCAGAAUAUACAACCGCACUGUGGUUGUGUAUAGUUUAAAGCUCUCCCCUGAUAAAGACGUGGUGGUCAGCACAGUGACACAAAUCUCCAUUCAGACUCUGAACACAGCUGCGACGAGCCCUGGCCUGGAAAGCGAGGAGCCGUUGCUCCCUGAGAACCAAAGCAACACCAGCAGGAUGAGCCAUCUGGAGACGGCUGUAGCUCUGCUGUCGCUGCUUUGCCUCUCCCUUCUGGGCACCAUAUUCUGGAUCUGGGGUCGACAGCACUGGAAAUGUUUUAAUUGUACUUUAUGCUCCAGGAGCAUCAAGGAAAGAAAGCACAACCAGAACAGAACUUCAGAUAGAAAACUGCUGGGGUCCGAGUCAGGGAGACCCUGCAGUAAUAAUAAUAAUCACUGCGCUGUUGACUUCAAAAGGAACGGAGAGUACCACUUCCCACCGAAGGCCAACAUUUCAAAUUUAGAUGGUCUGGGAUACAUACGUGAUGAGUCAGAGAUUUGACUUCAGUCCCAGGUCUGCAUCGGUGCAAUAAUUACCAUCCUUUUAGGUGUACUGCUACUGAAGAAUGGUUCUUAAAAACAAGUUUUUACACUAUAAAAUAUAUAAAAUCCUAAAAGCACUCUUUCCAACACUGUCUAACAUUUCCAUCCUCCGA
Molecule: messenger RNA, 2934 nt
Organism: Nematolebias whitei (Rio pearlfish)
Lineage: Eukaryota; Metazoa; Chordata; Actinopteri; Cyprinodontiformes; Rivulidae
Exons: 14
Coding region: 399-2780 (793 amino acids)
Biological process (GO): positive regulation of cell migration; neural crest cell migration; negative chemotaxis
Molecular function (GO): chemorepellent activity; semaphorin receptor binding
Source: RefSeq, a predicted model, not a curated record